Penicillium diatomitis is the source of this 249-nucleotide messenger RNA. RefSeq lists its product as uncharacterized. The transcript is spliced from 2 exons. The coding region runs from base 1 to 249 and encodes 82 amino acids. Lineage: Eukaryota; Fungi; Ascomycota; Eurotiomycetes; Eurotiales; Aspergillaceae. The record is from RefSeq and is a predicted model, not a curated record.
AUGACUGUGCAUAUCUUUUGCUAUUUACCUCGUAGGAGCUACCUCAAUUUCCAUGUUCAUCUCCAGGUUCAGGGAUUGACCAAGUGGCCGUUGAAUUCGGCCUUGCAUUGCCUACCUGGACAUCGUGGUACUCGCUGUGUGGUCCACUACUACUACUACUACUACUAUUACUACUAUUACUACUAUUACUACGACUACUACUACGACUACUAUGGUAUGGUCGAGACUCUCGAGGUCCACUGCGGUUGA